UCUUAAAUAUUCAUGAGGGGGCGGGCCGAGCAGGAGUGCCCUUUGUUAACCAGGGAGGGUGCGGCCGCGGGCAUUCUCGCUGCGGGUCUCACCGGGCGCCGUCGGCUUGUCAGAUUCGGGUCGAAAUGUCCUACAUCCCGGGCCAGCCUGUCACCGCCGUAGUGCAAAGAGUUGAAAUUCAUAAGUUGCGUCAAGGUGAGAACUUAAUCCUGGGCUUCAGUAUUGGAGGUGGGAUCGACCAGGACCCUUCUCAGAAUCCCUUCUCGGAAGAUAAAACAGACAAGGGCAUUUAUGUCACACGAGUGUCUGAGGGAGGUCCUGCUGAAAUUGCUGGGCUGCAGAUUGGAGACAAGAUCAUGCAGGUGAACGGCUGGGACAUGACUAUGGUCACUCAUGACCAGGCUCGGAAGCGGCUCACCAAACGUUCGGAGGAGGUAGUGCGCCUGCUGGUGACUCGGCAGUCGCUGCAGAAGGCUGUACAGCAGUCCAUGCUGUCCUAGCAGUCAGCCAGUCUUGACUCGUAUUCACCAACCUUUUUGUACAGUGACAACACAUCCACGCUCUGUCUGUAUCUCCUUCUGGCUUGUGCUGUGUGCUGGGCCCCAGCUCUGAGGGGGUAACAGCUGAUCCCAAAGGUCCAAGACAACCUUCCUUCCUUCUCCUCAACCCCCAGUCUGAGGCCAUUGGAGCAGCUCUUUUGGUUGGGUACUGAGGAUUGGAAGUAAGGCCUGGAGUAGUAACCAGCCCCCCAU
This is a messenger RNA of Acomys russatus (golden spiny mouse), 752 nucleotides long. It is a transcript of the gene Tax1bp3, whose product is annotated as Tax1 binding protein 3. Gene Ontology annotation, molecular function: protein binding. Gene Ontology annotation, biological process: neurotransmitter receptor transport postsynaptic membrane to endosome; neurotransmitter receptor transport, endosome to postsynaptic membrane. Gene Ontology annotation, cellular component: postsynaptic membrane; adherens junction; postsynaptic density. NCBI's taxonomy places the organism in Eukaryota, Metazoa, Chordata, Mammalia, Rodentia, Muridae. Bases 126 to 500 code for a protein of 124 amino acids. The transcript has 4 exons. The record is from RefSeq and is a predicted model, not a curated record.